Messenger RNA from Panonychus citri (citrus red mite), 1077 nucleotides. Its product is annotated as clumping factor A-like. The transcript is spliced from 2 exons. NCBI's taxonomy places the organism in Eukaryota, Metazoa, Arthropoda, Arachnida, Trombidiformes, Tetranychidae. The coding region runs from base 1 to 1077 and encodes 358 amino acids. The record is from RefSeq and is a predicted model, not a curated record.
AUGGCUUUAAGACUAGCCAAUUUAAGUGUUUUACUUUUAUUAUUAUUCAACUAUUUCUCAGAAAGUGCUAGUAGUGGUCCUUGUGCUGAUAAUGUUGAUGCCGAUUUUACUCCUGAUCAAGAUGACUUUAUUAUGCCCGAUAUGCUUAUUGGAAUGCCAGACAUUAGUUCAAUCGAUAAUAUGAUGAAAAGGUUAAAAACAAUGACAUCUGAAUCCAAGUCUAAAUCUGAUUCUAGUUCUAUUACUGGAACUGAUACUAAUUCUGGUUCUAGUUCUAGCGCUGCUUCAAAUUCUGGUGCUGAUUCUAAAUCUGGUGCUGCUUCCAAUUCUGGUGCUGAUUCAAAUUCUGGUGCUGAUUCAAAUUCUGGUGCUGAUUCUAAAUCUGGUGCUGAUUCUAAUUCUGGUGCUGAUUCCAAUUCUGGUGCUGAUUCUGAAUCUGGUGCUGAUUCUAAAUCUGGUGCUGAUUCUAAAUCUGGUGCUGAUUCCAAUUCUGGUGCUGAUUCUAAAUCUGGUGCUGAUUCUAAAUCUGGUGCUGAUUCUAAAUCUGAAAAGGAUCUGGUUCAAGUUCAAGCUCAAGUUCAGGAUCAACUGGUGGUCCAAGCUCUAACGGUAAAAGAUUCAACAGCUCAAUCUUCUAGUUCUGCUGCUUCAUCUACCGGUGAUAAAUCGAAAUCAGGUGAAGCUUCUAAAUCAUCCAAUGGAUCUGGUUCCAGUUCUAGUAAAGGAUCAAGUUCAACUUCAACUUCAGAAUCAACCAGUGGUUCAGAUUCUAACGGUAAAAAAAAUACAAAUUCCGCCGCUCAAUCUUCCGCUGGUUCUUCUGCUUCAUCUUCUACCAGUGAUUCAGGCUCUAACGAUAAACAAAGUUCACCCGCUAAAUCUUCAUCUAGUUCUGCAGCUGCUUCAUCAUCUUCUAGUGAUGCAUCAAAAUCAGGUAAAGCUCCUCAGUCCAACACUGGAUCUGGUUCGAGUGCUAGUUCAGGGUCGAGCUCAGCUCUGGUGGAAUUCAAAGGCCCCUCAAAUAGUGUAGCUAAAUCAUCUCAUCUUCAAAGUCCACCACAAACAAUAACGGAAUAG